Tachysurus fulvidraco (yellow catfish) is the source of this 5111-nucleotide messenger RNA. RefSeq names its product SMAD family member 1 (gene smad1). Gene Ontology annotation, biological process: BMP signaling pathway; cell differentiation; anatomical structure morphogenesis. The transcript has 7 exons. NCBI's taxonomy places the organism in Eukaryota, Metazoa, Chordata, Actinopteri, Siluriformes, Bagridae. The coding region runs from base 434 to 1873 and encodes 479 amino acids. The record is from RefSeq and is a predicted model, not a curated record. Gene Ontology annotation, cellular component: heteromeric SMAD protein complex. Gene Ontology annotation, molecular function: DNA-binding transcription factor activity, RNA polymerase II-specific; RNA polymerase II cis-regulatory region sequence-specific DNA binding; I-SMAD binding.
CUCUUCUCACUCUCUCUCUCACUCUUCUCUCUCUCUUUCUCUGUGUCUGUCUGUGGCAGAUAGUCAAUAUUCAGUGUAUCGACCUCACAAUUGAAGAUGUGGUCACACCAGAGGUUUCAAAGUUUUGGAUUGAAAGAAGGUCAAAACGUUUGAAUAGAACCGUGCGUCAGUCCCACAGGUCAGAUGUUAAGCUCAGUCAUGUGAUCUGGACAGUUCGAGUGAGGCGGCUGGCGAAAGACGUGGAAUGGCGAGACGAUGACCGUGAACACAGUCCACCUGCUGUGUGUCAGCUGGAUAUCCGUGUCUGUUAUUGGCACCGUUUCCUGCUCUGCCGGUGUUUGCGUUUGUGCGAAGCCUUUCCGAGGUAUCUCUUCCGUAAAAGAAAAAAAACAAAAAACCAAGAAACCAGCCAGGGCCUGGGACACAACGCAGGAUGAACGUCACGUCGCUGUUUUCCUUCACCAGCCCAGCGGUGAAGCGGCUGCUGGGCUGGAAGCAGGGCGACGAAGAGGAGAAGUGGGCCGAGAAGGCUGUGGACGCGCUCGUCAAGAAGCUGAAGAAGAAGAAGGGCGCCAUGGAGGAGCUGGAACGCGCACUCAGCUGCCCCGGCCAGCCCAGCAGCUGCGUGACCAUCCCGCGCUCGCUGGACGGACGACUGCAGGUGUCGCAUCGUAAAGGGUUACCGCAUGUCAUCUACUGCCGCGUGUGGCGCUGGCCUGACCUGCAGUCGCACCACGAGCUCAAAGCACUCGAGUGCUGCCAGUUUCCUUUCGGAUCCAAGCAGAAGGACGUGUGCAUCAACCCAUACCACUAUAAAAGGGUGGAUAGCCCAGUUCUGCCACCGGUCCUGGUGCCUCGAAACAGCGAGUUUAAUGCCAAGCUGUCCAUGCUGCCACGCUUUCGCAACCCGCUGCACCAGACGGAGCCACACAUGCCCCACAACAUUAAAUACCCGGAAUCGUUCACCCAGCAGCCGGGCAACAGCAUACCGUUCGGCCCCAACUCACCCUCCAACAGCUACCCAGGCUCGCCCAACAGCGGCACGGCGAGCACCACAACCACCACCACCACCAACACCACCUUUCCACACUCACCUGGCAGCUCUGAGCCCAGCAGUCCCUUCCAGAUGCCAGAAACUCCGCCACCUGCGUAUAUGCCCCCUGAGGAGCCAAUGACACAGGACUGUCCCCAGCCAAUGGACACCAACCUGCUGGCCCCAAACCUGCCUGCAGAGAUCAACAACCGGACAGACGUGCAUUCGGUGGCGUACGCAGAACCCAAGCACUGGUGCUCCAUCGUGUACUACGAGUUGAAUAACCGGGUCGGAGAAGCUUUCCUGGCGUCCUCGACCAGCGUCCUGGUGGACGGCUUUACCGAUCCGUCCAACAAUCGCAACCGCUUCUGCCUGGGCCUGCUGUCUAACGUCAACCGCAACUCCACCAUCGAGAACACACGCAGGCACAUCGGCAAAGGCGUGCACUUGUAUUACGUAGGAGGCGAGGUGUACGCCGAGUGCCUGAGCGACAGCAGCAUCUUCGUGCAGAGCCGCAACUGCAACUACCACCACGGCUUCCAUCCCACCACCGUUUGCAAGAUCCCGAGCGGCUGCAGCCUCAAGAUCUUCAACAACCAGGAGUUCGCCGAGCUACUCGCCCAGUCGGUCAACCACGGCUUCGAGGCCGUGUACGAGCUCACCAAGAUGUGCACCAUCCGCAUGAGCUUUGUCAAGGGCUGGGGAGCUGAAUACCAUCGGCAGGACGUGACCAGCACCCCCUGCUGGAUCGAGAUCCACCUCCACGGACCGCUGCAGUGGCUGGACAAGGUUCUCACGCAGAUGGGCUCUCCUCACAACCCCAUUUCCUCUGUGUCCUAAACACUCCGCCUCCGGGUUUCCAUGGAGAUGUGUUGGUGGAGGAGGAGGGAAAGGGGUUAAUGAUGGGGGCGGGUGAAGCGGCCGUAUAUGAUUUGACUGGCAGCGGGAAAAGAGGCCAGUCAGUGAACAUCUGGGAGAUACUUGAUAACUCUGUGACCAAUCGUAUUCAUUGAUCAGGCCAUCGUACUCGUUGCAAGUAUCCUCCAUUGGUCUUGUGACAGCAGGCGCUUUCCUAUUUCACAUUUUUCUCCUUUUUUUUUUCCCCUUUCGUUUGCAAAAAUACGUCAGUAUUCCAGCGAAGGGGGGAGGGACUUGUGUAGGUACAGUAGAAGAGGUUAUGCGACUUGACUGACCUGCUUAGAGAUAAAAUGGAAAAAAAAAAUGUCCAUAAUUGUAGACAUGAUGAACUUUCUAGAAAAGUGUCUGUGCAGUGUAGAGCAGAAUGUAUUACCAUUUUUAUGCUCUUUUUGUUUUUGCAAGAAAAUGUAGCAAAAAAUGACAAAAAUAAAUAAUUCUAGAGUGGAGAAAGAGAAAAAAUGGAGAUGGGAGAUGAAGUGGAUGCGAGCUGAUCGAAGGUGUUGUAAAGGGAAAACGGUGUACGGCAUGAAGUUCGCAGAGCACGAGCGCACACUGGAAGGCAGACUGAAAAAAACGCUCUACUUUUAUUGCAUCCAGUUGAUUUCAGAUGAUUUUUAAAGGUAGUGUAAAAAGUAGUUGUGCUGAUUUUUAGAGAAAAUGCUGUGCAGUCUGUUUUUGUUAUUAUUUUAUUUUAUUUCAUUUUUUUCCCCCAAGGAAGAGUAAUAAGUGUUAUUAUAAUAAUAGGCAAAAAGAGAGCACUCGUCAUCUAAUUUCUUAAAUCUUUAUUAUAAUGAAUAAAGACACCGACGUCUGUUCUCCUUAAUGAAAAUGGAGCGACACACGGCUCCAGCGGGUUGCUCUUCAGGACGAAGAAAGCCGUUUAUGACAAAGCUUCUUAAAAAAAAUAAUGAAAUAAAGAUCGAAGUUAAUCUCAGCAUGGAAGUAGCAAGGAAUAUUCUAAUCACCGGAUAAGGUGAAGUUAAAGUGUAAGUAAGAUGACAGAGUUGUAGAUGCUCGACGUUUCAUACGUUUCAUUAUAACGACGAUAAUAAUGAAGUUAAUGUUAGUAAUACGGUUAAAAAAAAAAAACAUCCUGCAUUUUUUCUCCUCCUCCUGCAGUAAACGUCAGAACCGAGAACAGAGCAUUGACUUCUGUGUAGCUUUCAAACCUAAAUACGAAAAAAAAAACUCGAUUCCGAUCGGUUCUCACCAUGGCAACCGCUAGCUUAUAAUAAUAAAACGGGGAUUAAACAAACUGAUGUUUACAUAUAGAAAUACAACAGAAAACUAACCUGAAAUUAAAUGAUCUCAUCAUUCAUUGUUUUUAAUGAAAAUCUCUGGGUAGGCGGGGCAUGUUCUCUGUCGUCUGUCAAUCACAGCGACAGCAGCCAAUGACGAGGCGUCGUGGAUGUGGUGGAUGUGGAAAAGAGGUCGAUCCAAAAAAAAUAAUAAUAAUUGUAUUUAAUUUUUCUAAAUAGUUUUCCACCAAGAUCCUAAAAUAAUCUUCAAUUAUUAUUAUUAUUAUUAUUAUUAUUACUAUUAUUAUUACUAUUAUUAUUAUUAUUAGAAUAAAAUCUCUCUCACACACAAACACACACACACACACACUCCUGACCAUGACAGAUCAGUGCAUUAAAUAAGGAAAUGAAUUUCAAUUGCAUUCCAUUGAACAACGUGUUUUUCCUCGUUCCUCGUACAUAGGUUUUAUACAAAACAUGCAGUAUAUUUUUUUCCACACCAUAAUUACUAACUAAAUAAAUAUGCCUGAGCAGAUUAUUUAAUGCGCCAGACCCUCAGUGAUUUGAGCAAACCUUCAUGGGGUAACAAGCGUUUUUUUGUUUGUUUUUAAAUAUUUCGAUUUUAAGGAGGUUAGUAAACUUUCAGCGAUAAACUGUCAUCAUCAUCAGCAAGAGCAUCAGCUCUACUCCACAAGUCGGUCCCCUGACUUAACAAGUCUGUAUCGAAUCUGUUUUGCAAUGCAGAGAACGGGAUUAUGUGUAAACGUCCAGUCGUGUCACAAGUCGUGUCUCGACUGUUUAACGGCACAACGCAAGGAUGUUACUGCUGUUGUGUAUAAAAUCCUUACUGCUUUAUUCCACUUAUACAGCAGUUAGCGUUUUCUUACUUUAACAUACAGUAUUCAUUUUAUACACUUAGGCUCACUUAGGAAGGUCACUUACAUUUUAGCCUUUUACACAGAUGUUCCUUCACAAGCCUGUUUUUUUUUCUCUCUCUUUGUCUCCUGUGAUACGGCUCUGUGUUAAGACACAUUUUGAUGUAUGAAACAUAUGAAAACAGGAAGUAGCCCAGGAACCAAACAUGGAGAAAACUUGCUUGUUGGAAAAUCCAGUGAGUUCUGAUGAACAAGUUAUAUUUGUAAAAUAAUUUCUCUGAGAAAUUUACUGACACGCAGCAUAUUUUGUCAUUUUUAUUCCGGUGAAUAUUUCAUUCUUUCCUUUUUUGCGUUUUUGCUGACAGCUCUGCAAACAUCUAAAGCUCACACACUCUACAAAUCAGACCCUGAGAGUCCUUGUGUAAUGAUUUACUCGUCCAUGAAUUUUACCAUAUGUAAAUAAGUUUUUUUUAAAAAUAACUGAAAUGAUGUAUUUCGGUGGACACUUUAAACUCACAACCUUCUGAUAACGAGCACGCGGAAAUUAGACCCCAAUCCAAACAAAGUGCAGCUUUAUAGUACACAGAGAUUAUCACUUCAUGGUUGGAUUAUCACUUCACGGUUGGAACUUUUGACCCUAUGAUACUUUAUUACUUCAUUGAGUUAUUCAUCAUUAAAGGAACAGUUGUGAAUCUUGCCUUUUUAAAAUAUUUGAAAGAAAAAAAAACUGAUUUAAUUUGGUUUAUUUCUAAAUAGCACUAUUUGAUUUUUUUUGUAAAAAAAUAUAUAUAUAUAUAUAUAUUUUUGAUUAACUUUCUUUUUUUAAAUUCAAGAGAAAUCCCAUCCUAUGUUGUUGUUGUUGAUGUUUUUUUUAUUUUUUUAUUUUUUAUGUGCACUUUUCCAUGUGGCUUUGUGUCUUUGUUUGUGUCUUCCUUUCUUUUCUUUUUUUGUGCUGUUGUUGCUGUGUAGUGUUUUCCAGAAAGCAGGUUUUAGCCAUGAUUAUCAGAACUCUACUGGAAGAUACAAUAAUAAAAUUGUUUCAGUAUA